AUGGACUUGGGAAAAGGAACUAAAAUAGAAGCUUCAACACCUGAAUUUGUUAAUAGAUAUUUCGAGAUAAAAAAAUAAUUGGGAAAAGGAGGAGAAGGAUAAGUUUUUUUGGCAAAACCAUAUUUUUGGAAUAAGGAUUUUGAUGUUGCUUUAAAAAUCUCAAACUAAAUUAAAGAAACUGAACUUUAAUUCAUCUAAAAAUUAAUAUCAAUUUAGAAUGAUAUCGAACAAUAAGGAUUUAAAUCCUAAAUAUAUACUAAUAUUAUAAGAAUUUAUGAUUCUUUUUAAUUUGAUCAAUACUCUGCAUAGGUGAUGGAAGUUGGAAGUAAGAAUCUUUUUACAUAUAUGAAAGAUAAUUAAAAUAAACUAAGCAAUCUUUAGAAAUUUAAAAUUUGUAAAUAAGUAUUAUUUUUUUAUCUAUUUAAGUUACUUAAUGCUAUUUAUUUCAUUCAUAAAGAAGGGUUGAUACAUAGAGAUAUUAAAGGAGAAAAUUUCAUUUUAGUAAAUGAAGAAUUUAAACUGAUUGACUUUGGAUUAAUGAGUUUAAAUAAUAGGAUGAUGACUUCAAAACAAGGUACUCGUAUUUUUUAAGCCCCUGAAAUAUUUGAAGAAGAAGGACAUUACACAUAAUCAUUAGAUAUAUGGGCACUUGGAUGUGUGUUUUAUGAAAUAAUUAAAGAGGAAGAAUUAUUUCCUUGUACUAGGAUGUUAUUUUCUCUUGAAUAAAUCAAAAAUCAUAAAAGAGACUAAAGGUAUGUUUAUUAACUGAUUGAUGGACUGAGAGUAUGUAUUGAAUGGAAGGAUUUAUUAAAAUAAAUGCUCCAUCCUAAAUAAUUUGAUAGAAUUAAAAUAGAAGAAGCUAUAAAGAAAGUGAAUUAUUGCAUAGCUAAAGAGGAGAAUAAUGGGAUGGCAAAAGAAUUGGUCAAUAAUUUUCAAAUAAAUAAUGAUUAAUAAAAUGUAAUUAAGUUUGAAUUAGAAUAAAAAUUUAAUCUGUAAUAAUAGGAAUUAAAUAAAGUAAUUAGGGAAAAAGAUUUACUCAUUAAAACAUUAUAAAAUAAAAUUGAAUAAUUAGAAAAUGAUGAAAAAUAAUAUUAAGAUGAUAUAGAAUCAUUAAAAAAAAAAGUUAAUAAAUUUGAGUAAGAAAGGAAUAAAUUGGAAUAAGAAAAGGAAAAUUAUGAAGAACAAUUUAUACAAUAUUAAUAGUAUUCUCAAAAUUUGUAAAAUUAAAUGAAUUAUCAAAUAACAUAAAUCAAUAAUUAAUAAACCUAAUAAUUUAAUUAAUAAAGAUAGAUUUUGGAGAAUGAUAUAAGAAAUCUAAGAAACAGAGUACAAUAAUUGGAAUAAGAAAAUUAAUAAUUAUAGAAAAAACUCAAUUAAUCAAAAGAUGAAGAAAAUACAUAAAAUUCUAUUAAUAAAGAAAUUAUAUUUUUGGACAAAUUAAUUAAAGAUAUAACUAAUGAAAUUUCAAAUCUAAUGAAUUAAUUAGAAAGCUUUAAAAAUAUUAAAUAAAUAUUAGCUUCAAAUAAUACAUUACUUAAUUCUUAAAUUGAAGAAAUAGAAUAGUAGUUAAUAGAUAAAAACUUAAAUUUAUCAAACUAUGAAAAAAUUAAAUUAGAAAUUUAAAAUUUAGAUUAAAGUUAAUAGAAAUAAUAAUCGUCAGAUGUACUUAAAAAUAAUUUUGAUAUUAAAAUAUAAUCAGACAUAACAUCUCUUUAAAAACAAUAAGGCAUAUAAUAAUUAACAAAUUACAGUAUUAAUAAUUCAUUUGAUUUAGAUCCAUAAUCACAAAUACAAUAUUAAAUUAAACCACCUUUUGGAAAUUUUUAGAUGUAACCAUUUCCACCAUAAGGGUAUCCACCAUAAGGGUUUCCACCAUAAGGGUUUCCACCAUAAGGGUUUCCACCAAAAGGGUAUCCAUCUACUCCGUAUUAGAAUAUGAUGAAUUCAUAAAUUUAACACAAUUAGAAUUAAUUUUGA
Paramecium pentaurelia is the source of this 1977-nucleotide messenger RNA. NCBI's taxonomy places the organism in Eukaryota, Ciliophora, Oligohymenophorea, Peniculida, Parameciidae. The record is from the annotation of a GenBank genome assembly.